AUGGUGAACGUAACGGCGCAGGACGAAGGAAACACAUCAGUAGUAGCGAGCGAGACAUUGACCGAUAAAGAGACCGACAAAGUGCUGGCGAGGAGACAAGACAAGAUUGGGAACGAUUCAGACGAAUCAUUGCGAUCUUUGCGAGACCAGGAAGUCCGAGACAGCGGCAGUCACGAAAGCGCCACGAGUUGUAGGGACUCUCCGGCUCCCGUCGAUUUCUCGUCCUCGGGGAACCUGUAUGACUCCUCUACUGCAAUCAUUGCGGACAGAAGGGAUGAGGUAACGAAGCGAUGUUCUUCUGUAGACAAGUCUAAGACGAUCAGCGCAGAAGGUUUGAACGACUCCCACCAGGACUUGCUCGAGCGCGAAAUCGACAACGAAGAUCUGAGAGCGACGCGGAUAAGGGUCAAGGACGUCGUCUCGCCAAGCUUGCCGCGCUUCGGCAGAAAAGGAGGCGAUGAAGCGAGGGGCAGCAAGAGUGUCUUCGAAUGCGAGAGCCAUGGAACCAAAAGGGGGGAAGAGGCCGGAAAGAUGAGGGGAAAAGGCAAAAUCGCAGAAACCCUGUCAAGGACGAAAGCUUUGCACAGGAAGGGCAGGAAGAGCUUCGGAACUUUCAAUGAUUUUCGCGCAGCUCAGACGCUGGCGGCCGAGGAGGACAAGAUCGAGUCUCAAUGCCAUUCUGAAAUGCGCCCUAGCCAUCUGAAAACGCCCCCUUCUUCUUCUUCAAUAGAGAUUGAGGAAGCAGCAGCGACCUCUCCAAGGUCUGCUUCGCGAGAGGCAAUUAUCAGUACUGCUACGACGAGCAUGCACUCUCGAGCAUCGCCGCCGCCGCUGCUCUGCCGCGAGACAGAUGGUGAAAGUUCUCAAGAUCAGACACCCCCGUCUCAUGUCAUUGAUACGAUAAGCGAGACUCUUUCCGGGUGCGUCAACGAAGGGUUCCAUGAGAUAGCGAAGAGGCCCGCUGCGACAAUACCAUUGACAAGCAUCGACGGCAACAUCACGAGAACGACCGCGAGCGGUGUCGGCCGGCAUAGAGCGCAAAAGCCAGUCCUGGUCGCCCAGCAACAUCAUGUUAUCAUCAACAAAAGGAACGGCUCCAAUCUUGCAAUUACCUGUCGAAUCAAGGGCUGUCGAACCAAGGCCUGUCGACCCAUGGGCAAAGCAAAACACAAGGAGCGAAAGGAUGCCGUCUGA
This is a messenger RNA of Acaromyces ingoldii, 1194 nucleotides long. RefSeq lists its product as hypothetical. The coding region runs from base 1 to 1194 and encodes 397 amino acids. The record is from RefSeq and is a predicted model, not a curated record. Lineage: Eukaryota; Fungi; Basidiomycota; Exobasidiomycetes; Exobasidiales; Cryptobasidiaceae. The transcript is spliced from 3 exons.